UGCUUGCAGUAGAAUAGUGGAUUUAAGAUUUUUUGUUCCCUACAUAAGCAGUGGUAGCGUGCAGAAAAUUAAGGAAAAGUUUUCCUUGUGCGGUCAGUGAGCUGUAGGGAUUGAAGCAGCUGAUCGGUGGGCUUAGUGGAGCAUCAAAAGCGCAUUUACGAAUUGUGAAGAUUUCGGAAGCAAGUGGGGUGUGACAAGGCACGGCGCAGCGUCGUGCUGCCUAGCCAUCGUGUGCGAGAGAUAGUGUUCUGUCCCAGACGAAAAAACUGUUGAAAAAGUUGAGUGUAGCAAGGUCCAAACCUUGUGUGCAUGGAAAAACGUGGAUUUAGUAAGAACAGAUUAUCUCGGAGCCAUUUUGAUAUCUACCGGCCCGGCGUUGAAAGUAGUAUAUCGGUGAUCGCCAUUUUGUUAGGCAUUGUUAUAGGAAGAAAAGAACUGCAAUAGAGGUCAAUAAGUGAGCGGUGUAUCUCGAUUGAGUCCGUGAGUGACUCGGCUUGUGUCGGUGCGUUUGCGGUACAGCGGUAUAGCGGUAUAGCGGCAGUAGUACGAGCAGUGGGCAGAGAAAGGAAGAAAGUGAUCAGUGCUUUUUGGCGAUUUGGUGAGCGAUAGAAUUGUGAGACGACUCCGAGGGCUGCGCAUUAGACGAAAUCGACGGUGAGACGGGCGUUCAAGCGUGAGCAGAGAGCGGCAGCUUUUGUUUCCCGUCGACGAUUUAUCAUUUGUUUACGGCAAACAUGGCGGCACUGAUCGGUACGGUCGAUCAUUUUGUAAAAGGGUCGAGUUUCGCUAAGUACAUGGAUAGAAUGAAAAUUCUGUACCAACUGAACAACAUUCCAGAGGCCACAAAGAAAAAUCUUUUCAUUACCCUUAGUGGUCCCACGAUAUUUGACGAAAUUUGCUUAAUCUACCCAGGGGUUGAUAUCAUGACAAUUGAUUAUGAUGAAAUGAUUAAUAAAUUAAAAGAGCGUUUAGACAAGACUACUCCUAACAUGAUGAAUAGACACAAGUUUCAUUCGCGGAUACAGGGCAUAGAAGAACCGGCUGAAAAUUACGUUCUAGCGUUGAAACUAUUAGCAAGUGAGUGUGGGUUUGGAGCUCAUAAGGAUGAAGCUAUAAAAGACAAAAUAAUUUUUGGUUUGCGUGAUCAGGAGUUAAAGCAAAAGCUUUUGAUGAGGGAUGGCAUGUCUUUGGAAGAAGUUGAGGAAUUAGUGGUACGCAGUGAGCUUGCUAAGCUUCGAGCAAAGGAAUUGAGUUGUACAGAAGAAGGUCCUAGAAGUGUGAAUUCGGUUAAAUACAGAUUAGGAGACGUAGAGCAGCAGCGUAGCGAAAUAGGGCGAUCCACGAGGCAGUUUUCACGUGACUACGGACGCAGGCAGCGCAGUCGUAGUAGAAGCAUGGAGAGGGGACGUGGUGCUUUGCGGUCCGGUUUUAAUCGGUACAAUCAUAGAAAUGGAUAUGUUAACGAACAAAGAGAUAAUUUUAGAGUAUUGCGUGACUAUCGGGAGGACAACGUCCAUUCUAGUGUAAUUUGUAAUUUUUGUAAAAAACGUGGCCAUGUGAAACGUAACUGCUUCAAAUUUAUGAACCAAAGAUCGGUGAAUUUCGUAGAAAAGGAAAAGGAGGAAGUGGAGUACUAUGAUUUUAAGCGGCUAAAGCUUCAAGAAUCGGAAGAUGAAGAAUCGGAUUAUCCGUGCAUGAUGAUUUCAGCAGAAGAACACUUCAGUGAGCCAUGCGUAGUAAGAGUUUCGGUUAACGGUGUGCAGCUCAAAAUGGAAAUAGAUUGUGGUGCGGCGGUGACGGUUAUUAGUAGAGAUCAUUAUAGAAAACACUUUAGUCAGGUGCCAGUAAAAAAAUGCAAUAGUCGUUUGGUAGUAGUCAAUGGUCAACGUUUAGGUAUUUUCGGAAAAAUUGAGGCUGAUGUUGUGGUGGAUAAUAACCAGAAACGGGCUAAUUUAAUCAUACUCGAUGGGCCGGGGAAAUUCGUACCGCUGUUCGGCCGUGACUGGAUGGAUUUGUUUUACCCUCAAUGGAGAAAAGCUUUUGUAAAUGUAGCGAAUAUAAACUCAAUGGAUUCAUGCCGACAGGAAACGAAGGGUUAUGAAGCGGACCUUGCCCUAAAGGAAGAUAGACCCAUAUUCCGUAAAGCUUACGAUGUACCAUUCAAGCUGAGAGAAAAAGUAACGCAACAUUUGGACUCCUUGGAGAAGCAAAAUGUAAUUUCUCCUAUCCAGGUCAGUGAAUGGGCUUCUCCGGUCGUGAUAGUUUUAAAAAAGGAUAAUGAUAUUCGAAUGGUACUAGACUGCAAAGUGUCUAUAAAUAAAUGCAUUAUACCCACAACAUACCCUUUACCAUUGGCGCAGGACAUUUUUGCUUCCCUAUCAGGCUGCAAAUGGUUUUGUUGUCUCGACCUGGCGGGGGCGUACACGCAAUUAAAGUUAUCAGAGAGGUCAAAAAAAUUUGUUGUCAUUAACACAAUCAAGGGUCUUUACGUUUACAACCGCCUGCCACAGGGAGCCUCUUCGAGUGCGUCCAUAUUUCAGAGAGUGAUGGACAGUAUUUUGAUUGGACUGGAAUAUGUUUGUUGUUAUCUUGAUGAUGUCUUGAUUGCUGGUAGGACAUUGAAGGAAUGUAAGAAUAAUUUAUACCUAGUUCUUCAAAGGCUUCAGGACGCAAAUGUGAAAGUAAACCUAAAAAAAUGCAAACUUUUCGUACAAUCACUUCCAUAUUUGGGUCAUUUAAUAACAGAUGAAGGAAUAUUGCCAUCUCCUGAAAAGCUGCUAACAGUGCAAGAAGCCAAAGUUCCUAAGGAUGUCUCGGAACUAAAGGCAUUUUUAGGCCUAAUUAAUUAUUAUGGUAGAUUUGUGCCUCACUUAUCGGUCAAAUUGAGCUGUUUGUAUGCUUUGCUUAAAAAGGGUGCAAAAUACAUUUGGGAUGAGAGAUGUCAAACAGCUUUUCAGGAGAGUAAAACAGCUUUAAUCAAUGCCAACAUUUUAGAAUUCUAUGACCCAAAUAAACCAAUCAUAGUUAUUUCCGACGCUUGUAAUUAUGGUCUUGGAGGAGUUCUAGCUCAUUUGGUAGACGGCAAAGAAAAACCGGUUAGUUUUGUCUCCUUCUCGUUAAACGCGGCACAAAAAGCUUACCCGAUUCUUCACUUGGAAGCUUUAGCGUUGCUCUGUACCGUAAAAAAGUUCCAUAAAUUUUUGUUUGGGCAGAAAUUUACAAUAUACACUGAUCACAAGCCCCUGCUAGGAAUUUUUGGUAAGGAAGGAAAGCAUCAGUUGUGUGUUACUAGGUUGCAACGUUAUGCUAUGGAUAUGUCAAUAUAUAAUUUUGAAAUUCACUAUAGGCCUUCUUCUCAAAUGGGAAACGCUGAUUUUUGUUCUAGGUUCCCUUUAGAACAAAGCGUUCCAAGCCACAUUGACAACGGACAAAUAAAUAGCAUAAAUUUUUUCAGCGAUUUUCCUCUAGAUUUUUCUCAAAUUGCUAAAGAAAGUGUGUCGGAUUCAUUUCUUUCAAAAAUAGCACUAUAUAUAGCAAACGGAUGGCCUCAUAGAAUAGAAAAGGGUUGGCAACAGGUUUAUUCAGUACGGAAUGAACUGGAAAUUGCAGACGGCUGCAUUUUGUACCAGGAUCGUGUUAUGAUACCUUUAUCAUUGAGACUUCCUAUGCUAAAGCUGCUUCAUGCAAAUCACAGCGGGAUAGUUAGGAUGAAGCAGCUGGCCCGUCGUAGUUUGUUUUGGUUCGGUUUAAACGCAGAUAUCGAAAACUUUGUGAAGCUUUGUCAGGCAUGUUUAAAGACAGCAGUCGUUCCCAAACCAGAAAGUAACUCUUCUUGGAUGCUUACUACACGCCCUUUUAGCCGUAUACACGCCGAUUUCUUCUAUUUUGACUCCAAAACUUAUUUACUAGUGGUGGAUAGUCACACAAAAUGGCUAGAAAUUGAAUUAAUGAAGUACGGGACAGAUGCAGGUAAAGUUAUAAAAAAAUUUACAGCUAUUUUCGCAAGAUUUGGGCUUCCAGACGUGCUCGUCACAGAUGGUGGGCCUCCAUUCAACUCUAGCCAAUUCACGACCUUUAUGGAACGGCAGGGAAUAAAAGUAAUGAAAAGCCCUCCAUAUAAUCCUAGUAGUAAUGGACAGGCAGAGAGGAUGGUUAGAGUGGCAAAGGAUGUUUUUAAGAAGUUCCUAUUAGAACCGGAGACAAGAUCUUUGGAUACAGAAGAUCGUAUUACGUACUUUUUAAUGAAUUACAGAAAUACCUGUAAUUCUGAUGACAAAUUUCCUUCGGAAAAGAUGUUGAGUUUUAAACCAAAAACGUUAAUUGAUCUUGUUCAUCCUAAACGACAGUAUAAGCAUUAUCUGGAACCUCUUCCUGAGAAGGAAAAGGUUUUUGUAGAUACUUGUAGUACGCCCUCACAGGAUCCUUUUCUUAUGUUAACUUUGGGAGACAAAGUCUUGUAUAAGAACAAUAAUAAACAUUCGAUAGAGAGGUGGAUCGUAGCCAAGUAUGUCAAAAGAGUCUCACCGAGUGUAUUUCGUAUCUCUUUUGACAGGCAUGUCAUAAACGCGCAUCGGGAUCAGCUAAAACUCAUCAGGCCACCAGUAACUUCAGCGAGGUUUCAAAUUACGGUACCAUCGAAACAGUGUUCGAAAAGACAGAGGUCAGACAGCCUCUCUGGUGAGGAGGAUUUCCACGGUUUCCCAGAUGUACCUUUAGUUCCGGAAAACUCGGGAAGUGAUGGUAGGCGUUUCAAAAUAGCGAGACGCAGUCCCAUUCGCACGCGCAGUCAUACGAGAGCAAGCAAGACGAAUUGAAGAUGCAGCGAGGUAGCAGAGAUCCAGUUGACGGUGGUGGAUUACUCAGAUCCAAACUGUCAUUUCGAAAGUGUUGUAGUAAGAAGAAAAAGAGAAAGUAAAUUUAAGACAAAGUGAUGAUGAAUUGAUAUAAUUUAAUGGUUUUUGAGAUGUGACCUAAAAUUUCGAAUGCAUUGUAAGUUUUAACAUAACAUAAGAUGAAAUUUGUAAAGGGAAGAAUUUAAAAAGAAAUUUGAGUUUAAUAGUGUGCUAUUCAAUGAAUGUUCUGCGAUAAAAAAAAGUUCGAUAUGUUUCAACUAAAGGGGAAAGAACUGUUAUGUUCGACCUAAUGUCAGAAUCCUCACAUUCCAUAAAUGAAGUUUAUAGCUCAAUGUUCACUAGAGUGAAUUCAGAAUUAUAGCAGCUAGGUAUGAAGGAAGAAUAAAUAUACGACGGCGGUCUCUUGUAUCUUGACUGUUAACAGAGUUGGACGUAUUUCAUUUUAUCUCCGAAGCUAUAGAUCAGAACAUA
Molecule: messenger RNA, 5324 nt
Organism: Aedes albopictus (Asian tiger mosquito)
Lineage: Eukaryota; Metazoa; Arthropoda; Insecta; Diptera; Culicidae
Exons: 2
Coding region: 735-4814 (1359 amino acids)
Biological process (GO): proteolysis; DNA integration
Molecular function (GO): aspartic-type endopeptidase activity; nucleic acid binding
Source: RefSeq, a predicted model, not a curated record